Molecule: messenger RNA, 3435 nt
Organism: Botrytis cinerea B05.10
Lineage: Eukaryota; Fungi; Ascomycota; Leotiomycetes; Helotiales; Sclerotiniaceae
Exons: 1
Coding region: 105-2741 (878 amino acids)
Source: RefSeq, a predicted model, not a curated record
GGCUUAUUCAAACUUUACUUCGCUUCUCUACUUUGUACUUCAAACUGUGUUUCACGGAAUCCAUUGUGCACUGAUACCCAUAUAUUGAAGGCACGAAUAAAAACAUGCCACCGACGAAGCGACCUUUGGCGCAAGCCGACAUGAACGCGAUCCUGCCGCCGAAAAAGAAACAUAAGGAGAAUGGUGUCAUACCUGGUGAUGGGCAUACAUCGAAGACUAAGGGAGAGUUAGUGGAGAUGUUGAAAGAGAGAUCCAUGCCCAGUAAUGGGGCGAAGGAUGUCUUAAUCCAGAGGUUGAGGGAUAAUGAGGAGUAUGUUGCUGCCAAGGGCUCGGGAAAAGCAGAGCGUAGGAAGUCUGCGAGGAUCGAGGCUGCAGAGCACAGUGCGAGGAUAACGGAACGGCGGGAAGAAGGCUUGAAAGAUUUAUGGAAUGUCAAGAAUAAGGCAUUGGCUUCCCCGGGUGCGCCAAUUGCAGAGAAGUCUCCCGCGGCAUCUUCGAGGAACAUGGCCGCAGUUCCCUCACAAAGCUCACAAGGUCAUCGAAUAAACUAUAGAACAAAAGAUGAUAGUAAAUUAAGGGCAUUGUUACGCGAUUGGCGAGUGAUGCGGCCGCAGGAGGUGGAAAGCAUGGAUAGGAUGGCGAUGGUCGAGAGGCUAGAGAGACACGAAAUGAGGGGCUACGGAGAUGAUUAUGAGAGUCUAACCUGCGAUCAACUUUCCACACUAUUAAGUGCGCGGCUGCUCCCAUGUAGUGGAGUUACAAAAGCAGCGCGAAUUGAACGACUGAGAUAUGAUGAUGCUUUGGAUCGAGACUAUGGGAAUAUGGAGGAACGCAGUCUGUACACUGAUCUUGUGAUUUGUCAAAAAGAGAUACAAAGUUAUGAAAGACUGAUGGAUUGGUUUGAAGAUGAGGAAGGGGAUAGAACAUAUCAAGAUUUGGAAGUGGCGGGAUUGAGAUGCCUAAUGGAUUUGAGGCAACAAGGAAGAAAGGAAAAAUGUGUUUGUGAAGAUUCUCAGUUGAUCGAUUGGUUGGAGGCGGAUGAUAAAAAGCUGGCUCGAAAAAAUAAGAUCGAGGUAUCUACGCUUAUGGGAUCAGAAAUCCCUGCAGAGCUAGAACGCUGGGAAAAGAAACUUGCGGAUGCGAGAGUGGGUUUAGAAAGUAGGAUAGGCCAUCCACUCCCGGCGAAGGUCCUAGCGCAUGAAUCGUCAAAAUACGAUGUUCCUGUUGUUACGAAGACGGCUGGGGAUAGGAGAGCAGUGGAUUAUGACCCUAAAAAGACGACUUGGGCCCUAUUUAGUGCUUGGGAGCUUUGUAAAAUUGCUAAGGAGAAAGGUGCACCAGGGUAUGGAACAAAGGAUGCGAUGAUCAAAUGGCUUGAGACUGGAAUUCUUGAGUAUGAAGAUAUGCACUUUGAGUCGCUUAGAGAACAGUGUUGGAAGCGUUUGGUACCUCAAUACAGUAAUGAUGAUAAGGCAGCUUUGAUAGAAAGGCUUAGAAUUCUGGAUAAACAUCUCAAGGAUAGCGGGGAGAGACCUGCACGGGAGGCUGGUGAAGCUAUCGAUGCCGAAAAUGUUGAUGAAGGCAGUGCUGAGCAGGACAACGAAAUUGUUCCGAUUACAGAGCCAUCAAGAAUUGGCUCUGUGUCUAGUGACUCGAUAUAUGCCAAGAAAGACGAUAGUAUGCUCCGAGUUUUACUACGAGAUCGACACCUUCAAAUCUCCGGUACACGGGAAGAAAUGAUUCAUCGCUUAGAAACUUCUCCAUACAAUUACGAAUCUUACACUUCCGAAGAGCUUUCCCUCAUACUCAAAGAUCGCCGCCUUACCAAUGCGAGUCAGGGAAGCAAAGAAAUAAAAAUCGAACGACUCAAAAAUAGCGACGAGGCUUUCUAUGAUUCCAGUAAAUUCGAAGACACGCAGUUGUAUGUGGAAUUGAGCGUUGGAGCGCGACUUAUCAGAGAUAAGGAACACGCAUUAAAGGCCUUGUCUGAUCCAAACACAUCGUAUGAGGACUUAGACUCCGGCGCUCUUCGGGAGCUUGCAAAUGCUUUGGGUUUAUCUCGAAACAGCGGAAAUAAAACUGUGAUUAAGCAACUCCAGGCGAAUGAUCAGAAAUCGAAAUUAGAGGGGAAAGAUAAUACCACUAUGCGUGAUGCUAUCAAUAAAUUGACCGCGUCUCUAAAAACCAGCAGAGAUGAGUACAACAAAGCGGAGAAAGAUUUAGAGAGAAGCAUAGGGCAUCCUGUUCUCGGUGGAGAAAUGGCAAUGAAGCAAUAUAGUGCAGUGAUAAAUCGUGACCAUGAAAUAGUCAACAGUUAUCAGCCAAUUCACAAAUCAGGGCCCUUCUGCGACUAUGAUUGGAAAGACUCCCUCUGGGCUGGAAGGAGCGAGAGAGAACUAAGUGACAUGUGCCGGAGACAGGGUAUGGAGGGUUCGGGUACCAAGGCUACUUACAUCAAAUGGCUUGAGACAGGGUCGGUAGAGUAUGAAGAUUUAUCAGGGACGAGUCUUGAGAGAAUGCGUAGCAAACGUGGGAUAAAAGUUAAGUCGGGGACGAAAAGACUUGAUUUGGUGAUGAAGCUUAAAGAAACUGAUGAGAAAGAGAGGGACUAUCAAUAUUUGGGGAUUAUGGCACUGAAGAAGAUGUGUAAGGAGCGUGGCAUGACGACUAAGAGUAAUGAAACAAAACAGGACUUGAUAACACGGCUUAGAGUAGCUGACGAGAAUACCGGGCGGGCAUAGAAGCUAGAUUGAAGAGGGCGUUUCAUGAUACUAGCAGCGAUAACUUUGUUCCUUAAAGCCUCGACGUUUUUUUUUUUUUUUGCAAGCUCAUUGCUCCUCAUUAUCAUUCUUGCACUUGUAUUUCUCUUUCGUUGUUCGUUGUCAUCGACGGUCUACUCUGUAAAUAUCAAGCAUAGCAUAGCAUUGAUAUCCACGAUGAACAAAGGGCGCAACAUGCUUGGCGAACAUCCUCACAUCUAUUCGAACGAGUUCGAGAUUGCCAUUUCGAGUUGUUUCCCAGUAUACUAUUCGGGGCUCUAAAACCAGAUGCUCGCUUCUUGCUAUGGAAUGGAUAGUUCUUCAUAUCAAAUUAGAUUCAGCACAACUACCUCGCUACUUGUGUAGAUAAGGGCUUUCCGUCAACGAUGGUAAAGGCUGCAGCCAAUAUUUGAGAAUUUCGGGGUAUUUGCAACGUCUUAAGAACAAGGGAAGGGUUCUGAACUUCAUCGCCGAGGAAAAAAUGGUUAAGUUUAAGAACGGGACUGUUGAGGAAAUUGAAGGUUCUUGAACUAUUGUAUAUUGUUGAAAUUGAUUGGCCGGUGACCCUUUCAAAUGCACCGUCGCAAUGUCUAUGUAAUCAUCUUCGCCUCCUUUAGAAUGUAGCUAGUCAACGAUUGAUUGAUAUUUGGUUUAGACUCAAUGUUGAACAACUUCA